This is a messenger RNA of Cuscuta campestris, 4409 nucleotides long. Lineage: Eukaryota; Viridiplantae; Streptophyta; Magnoliopsida; Solanales; Convolvulaceae. The record is from the annotation of a GenBank genome assembly.
AGGGAUCCGAAUUCAUUCUCUCUAAACUCCCUUGUAAAAGUGACCGUGCAUUCUCUGUUUUUAAUAUAAUUCGGGCUACAGGUGUUCCACCUAAAGUCCUACCGGUCAUUCUGAGUGUUUCUACUUUUUUUACUUUACUGAAUCAACCCGGUCUAGUGUAGUUUGACCGGUCAAGUAAUUUACACCAUCAUUUUUGGCGCCGACCGUGGGACCGUUAAGGUUUCCUCUCUUCUAAAUACAAACCUACCCAAAAAAACACCACUCAAAAUGUCUUCGAGCCAGCAUAUCAACGCCACCACUGCUCAGGUGCAAGCCACCGUUGAAGGUACCAGCAUCCCCAUGGCUGUUUUGCCGUUGGGACCAAGCUCGGUCCCAACACCCAGCAUGGUAAGCCCAUUCACGGCCCCCGUCCCUUCCGCUGGACCGAGGGUCACUUUCCCACCAAGCAUGACUCAGUUCAUGAAUGACCCAGCCAACCUGCAGGCCAUCCAAGGCUUUGGCCAGGUCAUGGCUAUGUGCCAACAGAAUGGGGGGAUGCCUUUCCUCCCUGGUAUGUUCCCGUUCGCUCUUCCAGGCACGGGAACCAUGCCCGUACAAGCUCCAAUGGCGGUGUCUCCCUUCCAAACGCCAGUGCUGCAACCAUCACCUUUCCAGCCGCAGCUAGUCAGCGCUGUGGCCCCCAUCAACUUGACUCGUGCGCUUAACGCCGCAGGGCCAUCGCGUCCCCCGCAAGAUGGAGGCAAAUUGGAGAGGCUGGAGAAGAAGGUUGGGGAGAAGAAUGACCGGGACAAACCCCUCGCGGGGUCCCCGUUCACUACAAGGGUCCAUCUGACACCUUUCCCGCAAAAGGUUAAGAUAGACGCCCCAAGGUUCACCGGUAAGGAGGACCCAGAAAUCCACCUGGACUCCUUCAAUCAGAGUGCAACCAUGAACGGUUGCACAGAUGAAGAAAAGUGCCUCCUUUUCUUCCAGACCUUGCGGAAUCGAGCCACCGAGUGGUUCAACAAGCUUCGCCCGGGAAGCAUUGACUCAUUCAGCGACUUGGCCUCGAAGUUCAAGGCCAAGUUCCAGGAGAACUGUACCAAGAGGAAGAAAUUCACCUAUCUUAGUACAGCCGGGCAGAGGGAAUCUGAGAACCUCACCCAAUUCCUUACCCGGUGGAAGGAGGAGGUAGACAAGGUUGAGGAGAUGGAUGACAAGACAGUGUUGUCCCUCCUCCUGAGNAAAGAUGAAGAAAAGUGCCUCCUUUUCUUCCAGACCUUGCGGAAUCGAGCCACCGAGUGGUUCAACAAGCUUCGCCCGGGAAGCAUUGACUCAUUCAGCGACUUGGCCUCGAAGUUCAAGGCCAAGUUCCAGGAGAACUGUACCAAGAGGAAGAAAUUCACCUAUCUUAAUACAGCCGGGCAGAGGGAAUCUGAGAACCUCACCCAAUUCCUUACCCGGUGGAAGGAGGAGGUAGGCAAGGUUGAGGAGAUGGAUGACAAGACAGUGUUGUCCCUCCUCCUGAGUGGUUUGCGAGCUGGGGAACUUUACAAGGAGUUCUGCCGGAAACCCCCGGCCACGUAUCAAGAAGCGUACCAUACUGCAUGGGAGUUCGCCGAGGCUGAGACUCAACUCCGGGCGAAGAAAGAAGCCGAGCAUGGUUAUAAGCCCAAGCCGGUGCAAGUCAAGAAGGAAGAAGUGCCGGUAUCCAGCCGGCCAAGGCACCACUAUGACCCGGUAGUUCGAGUGGUCAAUUCAGAAGAAUGCCAGGAGAUCAGGAAAGCACUGGUCAAUCCUACGGACAAUCCUACCAGUCAAUCUGAGUGUCAGUGGUCGGGCACCUAUUGUUCAUAUCACAGGCGUAAGUAUCCCAGGAGGGAGCCAAUAGUCUUCACUGACCGGGACCUCCCUCCUACCGGUGAAGAUCACAAUGAUCCAUUGGUCAUCACCAUGGACAUCAACGGGGUAGACGUCGCCCGGGUACUUGUUGACACCGGCAGCAGUGUCAACAUCCUCUACCUGGAGACCUUCCAGAAACUCAGGUUGUGUCGGACACAACUUGAACCCCUCAAAACCCCUCUCUCAGGCUUCACGGGAGAUACGGUGGAAGCUGAAGGGUCCAUAGUUCUACCGGUCGAACUAGGAUCGGGCGAGAAGACUGUAUGGAAGAAAAUGCAGUUCAUCGUCGUGGACAUCAAAUGCGUCACAACGCAAUCCUUGGAAGGUGGUGUGGGUAAAGUGAAGGGCGACCAGAGGAACGCCCGUGAGUGCUAUGCUCGGGCGGUCAAGAAGAUGACCAAGGGAGUCAACGUCAUCUCCCAAGAAAUCACCAAGGGAGAAACCCGGGAGAAACUUGAACCCGAGGCCGAGACAGUGGAAAUCGAACUUCACCUGGGUGAUCCUUCAAGGAUGGUCAGAAUCGGAGCCAAUCUCCCAGAAGACCUCAAGGCGGAGAUUACGCGGGUACUCCGAGAAUACGCGGGCAUAUUUGCAUGGAGCGUGGCAGAUCUACCCGGAAUCAACCGCUCAAUCAUCUGUCACCAGUUGGCAAUGAGAGAUGGAAGUCAACCGGUACGCCAGAAGAAAAGGUACCUGGCCAGUGACCGGCGGGACUUCGUCAAGAAGGAGGUGAAGGAUCUCCUCAGUGUUGGUCACAUUCGGGAAGUCAACGUGGUUCUUGCUCCCAAGGGGGACACAUGGAGAAUGUCCUACGCGCUUUUCAUCUCCGCAAAGAAGUUAACAUCCUACUUCCAAGCUCACCUGGUAGAAGUCUUGACUGACCAACCGCUGGGUGCAGUGUUGCGAAAUUCAACAUCCUCCGGGAGGAUGGUGAAGUGGGCGAUGAUGUUAACUCAAUUCAACAUUGAGUACCGGCCGAGAUCAGCAAUCAAAGGGCAAGCCCUUAUGGACUUCCUCGUGGAAAUGACCGGUGUAACUCCAGAUGCACCGGUCGACAAGCCUACCGAGCAGUGGUGGGAGAUGGCAGUAGACGGGGCGUCCAGUCCUAAAGGUUACAGGGGUGGUAUAGUCUUUACUACCCCGGAAGGUUUCAAAAUUUACCAUGCAAUCAUCUUCAACUUCAAGCUGACAAACAACGAGGCAGAAUACGAAGCUCUUGCUGGAGGGCUCAGACUUGCUCAAGCUCUCAAAAUCUGCCGGGUCAGUAUCAAAUCUGACUCUAGUCUGAUUGUUGGGCAAGUGACCGGUAAUAUGGAGGCUAGAGAAGGACGAAUGGCGCAAUACAAGGACCUGGUGCUCGCCUUGUUGAAAAACUUCGAGGAAUUCAAAAUCGCCCAAAUCCCCGGGGCAGAAAAUGCAAAUGCAGACCUUCUCUCCAAACUAACGCAGUAUGCCCCCGAGCAUGUUUCAAAACUUGCCCGGGUGGAAAUUCUAGGCCGUGCCAGCAUCGAGAAACUGGAAGUAGCUGCCAUAACAGGGGAAGCCCAAUCUGACCGGUCAAACUUGAUCGGGACGGAUGACCACUGGAUGUGUGAUCUGAUGGAGUAUCUGAUGCACGGGACCUUGCCGGAACAAGAUGACCGGGCAAGAAAAGUGAAGCUCAGGGCACCCUGGUUCCAAGUCCUUGACGGAAAGCUGUACAAGAGGGCGUUCAGGGGACCCCUUCUGAGGUGCCUAACCAACCGAAAGGCUGAACGGGUCAUAGCAGAAGUCCAUGAAGGUGUAUGCGCGGCGCAUCAGAUGUCCCGCACUCUUUCCCAGCGCAUCAUCUUGUUGGGGUAUUACUGGCCAACAAUUGUCCAAGAUUGCGAGAGGAGGGCUCAUGGGGAAACUCCAUUCUCCCUAACCUAUGGGUGUGAAGCAAGGUUGCCCAUCGAAGCCGAAUUCCCAACAUUCUGGGAAUCAAAUUAUCAACCACAGCAGAAUGAGGAAGAUCACUUGGCCGAACUCAACUUGGUCAAAGAACGGAGAAUGGCCGCGGAAGUUAAAAUGAGCACAUAUCAACAAGUCGUGAAGAAAUACCAUGACAACAAGGUUGGACCGCGAUACUUUCAAGUCGGCGAUGAAGUCCUGCGAAGAAGGGAGGCUAGUAGACCGGGAGACGGAGGAAAGCUGGCCAAAAACUGGGAAGGACCCUACCGGGUGAGAGCUAUCAUUCGCCCGGGAACCUACCGGUUAGAAACUCUUGAUGGUGUACCGGUAGAUAGAACCUGGAAUUCCCAUCAUCUUCGCAAGUUCUACAAAUGAUUGUAAUACUAGGCAAGGCCUACUUUAUUAACAAUCAAACCGAUGACAUUCAAUACUCUACAUGGUAGCAGCAGAAUUGAUAGGUCGAACCUAUCCUAGGAGGGCUUCCCGGGUGGAUCGGAUCCACUCGGAUAAGCCAACUGAGACACAGGCCCGGACCUGGCACGCUGGUUACUACACCGGUCUUGCUCAGUAUAAUAGAAAAAAUUUAAAACCCGGAA